CGCGCACGGCACAUGCUUUCGGAAUUCGGCGUCUGUAGUCCAGAGAAGUAACAACAAUUCAGUUGAGUUAUCAUUCGGCGUUAAGGAGGCCGCAGAAUGUCGCUGCAGUGGCUCCUUUUGCUGCUACUGGUGGUGGCUCGGAGUCAUGGCGCCAGGAUCCUAGGCGUGUUGCCAUUUGCGGCCCCGAGCCACAUGAUCAUCCACAGAGGUCUAAUGCUGGAACUUGCCAACAGAGGACAUGAGGUCACUGAAGUCACUCCAUUUCCAGAAAGUAAACCCGUCCCCAACUACACAAACAUAGCAGUGAAUGCAGAUUUGGCACGAAUCACAGGAGGACAUGUUCCAGAAAAUUUGUUCAAUUUGAAAUCACUGGGGAUCUUCGAGUUGGCGCACCGGAUGUGGCACAUGGGCGAGGCGUUGUGUGAUCACGUAUUACAGGAAGAAGACAUUCAGAAACUGAUCCAUUCCAAAGAUCUGCAUUUUGAUCUUGUCAUCGUUGAAGCCUUCGCAAACGAGUGUUUCUUGGGAUUCGCUCAGAAAUUCAAUGCUCCCAUUAUACAGAUUUGCCCCUACGCAGGUGGAAAUUUCAUGGGAGACUGGGUAGGAAGUCCGAACCCAUAUUCAUACGUCCCCGAUGAAUUCCUCGAGUACAAAGACAAGAUGAACUUCUGGGAGAGAGUGUACAAUACAGUUGUUAGUACACUGAAACACGUGGGAAGGCAACUGAUUCACGUGCCGAAACAGAAUGCUGUUAUGCAGAGAUAUUUCAACUAUACAGAUAACUUGCCACCUGUAUGGGAGCUGGAAUAUAAAACGUCACUAGUUUUUUUGAACACCCACUACAGCCUGAGCUAUCCGAAGCCGCUCACGCCUAACUACGUGCAGGUUGGCGGAAUGCACGUGAAACCUCCGAAGAAACUUCCGCAGGAGUUGCAGAAAUACCUUGACGAAGCUUCCGACGGAGUGAUCUAUUUCAGCAUGGGCUCAAACCUCAAAAGCUCUCAAAUGCCUGACUCCAUGAUAAAUGCUUUUGUGGAAGCCUUCUCCAAGUUGAAGCAACGGAUAUUAUGGAAAUGGGAGACAGACACGUUGCCAGGGCAACCAAAAAAUGUGAAGCUCGGAAAAUGGCUGCCUCAGUCCGACAUUCUUGCUCAUCCCAACGUUCGACUCUUCAUCACUCACGGCGGACUUCUGAGCACACUUGAAACCAUCAGCCGGGGAGUUCCCCUAAUUGGGAUCCCAGUCUUCGCUGAUCAGUUUCUGAAUACACGAAGGGCUGUGUCGUCAGGCUACGGAAUUCAGAUCAAUUUAAAUAACAUCACAUCAGAAUCCUUAACGUGGGCUAUCCAAGAAAUCAUUGAAUCACCAAAGUACCGUGAGAACGUCCAGCGUCUGUCCCGAAUCUACCGGGACCAGCCACUCACACCGCUGGAGCAGGCCGUAUUCUGGACAGAGUACGUGAUCAGACACAAGGGAGCUCCUCACAUGCGCUCCGCUGUACUCGAUCUCGCUUGGUACCAGUACUUCCUGCUAGAUGUCAUCGCUGUGUUGGCCCUAGCUGUCGGUGCCGUUCUCUUCUUCCUGUUGCUGGUGUUAAAGGUUGUAUUAAGGAAAGUGUUCGGCGGAAAAUCACGCGAAAAAGACAGCACAUCGAGAAGAAAGAAACAAAACUAAAUGAAUGUCAAAACGUUCAUUUGUCGGUUCCUGACAAAAUUUAUAUAAUGUGGAUUUGUAGACCCCAGAAUGUAGGACAGUAAUAUGAUUAUGGUUUCUUGUAUGAUUAAUUUGUAGUGAAGGCUUAAUCGGCUUCACGUUUUCAUGUUACCAUUUGUGCUACUAAUAUUUCGCUGAAGUGGUAACAGUCCUAACUUAUAUUCUAGAGGUGCUUGUUUUGUUUCUCGAUCGGGACACCGAUUAUCCUUAGUGAUGUUUCUGCUGGUUUUCCUCAGUUCCUCCAUGAGAAUUCCAGAGUAGUAUCUCAAAUUAAAGCACGAUCUCUCUCUUCCACAUGAUUUCCAAUUCUCUAUUUACUGACCCUAAUUUUCGCCCUUAUAUAAGAGCGUUGUUUAAUAAAUCAUAGACAGAAACAAUUAAAUAAAUUAAAAAUUCUUCUCUUUCUAUUUCAUUGACCUCCUCUUCCUGUAUAGUAUGUGGUGUGUUCUUGUGGCAGAAGUAACAUAAAAACACUUUUACACUUGCAUGUCCGUAAAAUAUGUGGUACAAGUGUCUGUCUGUUUUAGCAUGAUAAGACAUAAACUGUCUUCUUCCACGCAAAGUUCAAAAGGGGCAGGACUGAUAUAAUCUAAUUACUGCUUCUCCCGUGUGUAGUAGGUCAACGCCGAAACUAGUGGGGUAUUUACGUUUGUUUCGUUCCAUUUAUGGUCACGAGUAAAUUAGAAACAGAAUUGACCUGAUCAAUAAUUUUAACGUGUUUGAUAUUAUUCACAAGUUUCCAGAAGACUGUAUUAGUUCAGGUAGUAUAAUUUGUUAUUGGUUUAUUUGUGUAUUUAUUUAUUCAUUUAUUUACUGUUUAUUAGGUUGAUUAGUGAAUAACAUUGCGAAGGGUGUGAGUGCAGUCGUUGCUUAAUUUCCGAUGAUUUCCUGUGAUUUGCCUGGAGGGACUGAGGAAUUCCACGAAAAAUCAGCCAGUUUCUGGGCCUAGAUUCUAACCCGGAGAACACACGAGUGAGGGCGUUUGAGAGCAGGGCAUUGAGUGGUAUAUUUGGAUCACAGAGGAAAAUAACAGGAGGCGGGAGAAAACUCUAUAACGAGGAACAUCAUGAACGUUAGUCCUCGCCUAAUAUGUUAUUAAAAUGAUCUAUCCAAGAGCAUAAGGUAGGCAGGUCAUGUAGCAAGAAUGAGAACAGGUGCGCAUGAAAGGGGUUGGCAGGAAACCUUGAUGGAAAGGGAGCACAAAGAAAACUUAUGAGUAAAUUGUAUGAUAAUAUUAAAACGAAUUUUAGAAAAAUAUUGGGGGUAUUGUUCGGAUCAUUUGACUUGUGAUAGAGACAGUCGAAUGACUCUUGUGAAUAGGUCAGUGAUCCUUCGGGUUGCAUAAUAUGUUGGGCGUUUCUUGUGUGACUGAUCAACUGAUGGCAUCUCAAGAGGAACUCAUCUCCGUGGAAUUAGUUCAUCUGCUUUAAUUAAGUUAACUUGGGACUGGGAGAUAAGCGAAAAUAAUAACACAUUUAAAAUUCUAAAUGACAACCCAUGAAUUAAAUCAGUUUUGUUUAUUGAAGAAGUUACAUUGAUAUCUCUGGGCUAAAGUUGAUGUUCAUAUAAUGCGUAGACGCUCAUGGCUUCAGCUUUCUGCUCUCUACCGCGUAUCUAAUGCAUAAUAAUCCAAAGAUACUGUAAAAUAUGAGACUGAAAAAUGUCGAACGGAAAGUGUAAAAUAAAUAAUUACCUUAA
Molecule: messenger RNA, 3411 nt
Organism: Cryptotermes secundus
Lineage: Eukaryota; Metazoa; Arthropoda; Insecta; Blattodea; Kalotermitidae
Product: UDP-glucuronosyltransferase 2C1
Exons: 6
Coding region: 97-1674 (525 amino acids)
Molecular function (GO): UDP-glycosyltransferase activity
Source: RefSeq, a predicted model, not a curated record